CUCAGAGUGCGUUUUUGCUUGUGGCUGACAGUAGCAGCAGCUGACUUCCGCAGCCUCGGCGUUGGAUUUCCACAUGAACGUGAGCGCAGGAGGCGCACAGGACGCGCGUUUCGGGGCACACUCGGGACACAUCCACGCGCUUGAGUAAGCUGCUGGGAGACAAAAAGCACACCCCCUGUGGGGGUAAAGACUUGACAUAAACUUUACUGAAGAGUUGGAAGCUUAAAGACUCGUUACUCGUGCGGAAUCGGAGUGUUGUUUUUUUUUCUCUAUUUUAAUUGUUUCUCUGGAAAACAUUGGAAAAUGUUUAACAAAUUCUCAACUGUGUUGUUGAAUGCGCUCUUUCUUGUGCGGGCGCUCUCGGCUCACGAGUGCACGCUCUGUAACCUCCGGACCUGUCCCAUUAAACCCCCGCAUGGCUGCGAGGGUGGCCGGAGCGUGGCUAAGGAUCCAUGCGGAUGCUGUGAUCAGUGCGCGCGGCUGGAGUGGGAGCCGUGCGGCGGUCCGGACUGGACGCUCGGUUACUGCGCUCUGGGUCUGACCUGCGCCUCUCUUAACGGCACGCGAGCCGCCACCAUACCUGAGACUGGAGUUUGUAAAGUUCUUCCACAGCAUCCAGAUGCAGGUCUCGAGGAUGAGCGCUGCCCCCUGAUAACAGGCUGCGACAAAGCUGGAAAUCAGUGCUUAUGCGAUGCCCGCCACUCCUGCUUGAGCUCCUUUACAUACCCAGACCAAGAAGCUUGCAUGAAAUCCAUCAAGUCAGAUGGUCGGAGGCACGAGCACCGGGAGAGACACAGGGAAAAGUACGUGGGACCUUCCAACCCGGCGUGCAUGUUCUCUGGGUGUAACCUGACCGCUGAGGGCUGCGUGUGCGAGUCUCAGAGCUGCCACCACCACUUUGCCUACAUCAACCGAAGCCAAUGCCAGGAAGCAGCAGAUCAGUUGAGGUGUGCUGGGGUUAAAUGCCCAACUUUGCCAGUGCCUUCCUGCCCCGAAGACUCAGUCCUGACUAAGAGUUACACGCCCCCUGCUGGCUGCUGCCCAUCCGUAACACCCCAGUGUUCUUGCAACUUCCGGGCCUGCCAGAAACUCCAGUGCCCAAGCGGAGAGCACCGGGUCCUCCUCAGUCAAGCCAGCGGUCAGCCAGGAAACUGCUGCGAUGUCUUUGAGUGUCGUAAAGUCUCUCCCAAAUGUGUCCAUAAUGGGAAGGAGCUCUCUGAUGGAGAGGUGUACCGCAUGGACUCCUGCUGGCUGUGCCAGUGCAGAGGAGGAAUCUCCUUCUGCUCCAAGGCAGAGUGUGCUGAGCUGGACUGUGAAAACUUCUACGUUCCUGAGGGCGAGUGCUGCCCUGUCUGCAUAGAUGUGGAGUUGUUGUCUGUGGACAGCACCAAGGCCAGCUGCUGGGUGAACAACAAGCUGCGAGCGCAUGAGGAGCAGUGGAAAGAGGACGACUGCACCUUCUGCCAGUGUGUGGAUGGAGAUCCACACUGCACGGCCAUGGCCUGCAAACAGAGCUGCCAAAAUCCUGUGAAGAUCCCAGGAGAGUGCUGCCCAUUCUGCGAAGAGCCAACUUAUGAAACCGUGAGCCCGAUUCUCUGCCCUCCCUUGCAAAACUGCUCCCUGUCAGUGAACGACUGUCCUUAUGGCUUCUAUCAGGAUGUAAACGGGUGUCUCCUUUGCCAGUGUCUCAACAAUGACUCCUGCCCAGACCUGGGAAGACACUGCUCUCUCCAGUGCCCACUGGGAUUUGAGAAGGAUGACUUUGGCUGUGAGGUGUGUGAUUGCGUCACUCCGAUGCCCAAGUGCCGACCUCUGACCUGCACAAAGACCUGCCCAUAUGGAUAUGUGAGGAACAAACACGGCUGUGAGAUGUGUCGCUGUGUCAAGUGUCCGCCCUUUACCUGUGACAAGCACUGCAAUAACGGCUACCGGCAGAACAGAAAGGGCUGCUCUGUGUGCAUGUGCAAAGAAAGCAUCCCCAGCCCCACACUCCCAGCUCCAACGCCCAGCUAUUGUCUCACCUCCAAUGGACACCGCUAUGAAGAAGGUGACAGCUGGCAUGAUGGCUGCCGUGACUGUUAUUGCCACUCUGGGAGGGAGAUGUGCGUGCUCAUUUCCUGCCCUAUGCCCAGCUGCUCACAUCCUGUUGUCAAGCCGGACCAGUGCUGUCCUUCCUGUGAAGACGAGUCAGGCAGUGGUCAGCCAGAAGGAAUGGAUGUCAUGGUCUGUAGAGCACCUGGAGGGGAGUUUUAUGUGGAAGGAGAGACCUGGAACCUGGACGAGUGCACUCGCUGCACCUGCAGGAAGGGACGAGUCCUGUGCGACACCGAGGUGUGUCCUCCAGCUCUCUGCCAGACACCGAUCAGAAACAAGGAUACUUGCUGCCACGUUUGUCCAGAGGAGACACUGGGCCCCUUGCUGCCCGUGAACAGAAGUCAGCAGCAGUACUGCCUAACUGUUGAAGGAGAGGUGCUGCUUGCUGGUGACUCCUGGAGGACUAACGCCUGCACCAGCUGCACUUGCAACAACGGGACCAUUCAGUGUUUCUCCCAGCGCUGUCCAGCCGCCAACUGCAGGGUACCGGUUUUACGCAAGGGCCAGUGCUGCCCGCACUGUCUCGAGGUGACCACAUCAGUGCCAGUGAAAGUGACCGUCGAUACCAUCACCACUUCACUGGAGAUUGUAUUUGAGAUGACCACAGUCACUGUUCCACCCAUCACUGCUGACACAGAUGGGCUAGAGUUUGGUGAUAAUUACCCCAGCCAAGCUGAGAUGGCCCUUGUGUACCAAUCAGCGGCCUGGAUUCUGGCAGGCCUCCUCUUGGCCAUCAUCAUCUUCCUCUUUGUUGCGUUUUUCAUCAACAAGAAAAAGAAAUGGGUGCAGAUGUCCUGCUAUAGUGCACCAAAGAAGACGGUGAUCCUGAAAAAGCACAUAAACAAGAACUCUGUGGUCUACAUGGAGCCCUCCAAGGAGAACAAGUUUCAGAAUGUGAAGAACGACUGUGGCGUCAUUCACUUCUCUCCAGACAUGAGUUCCCCUUGCAAAGACAGGAUGACCAUCCCCAGGGCCAAACUAGCCAAUGACUGGACGUCACGCUAAAUAACUGUUGAAAAUGAAAGAAAUACUGCAGAUCGGAGCUGUUCUUCCUGCACCUCUGGCUGUCUCCCACUGUGGCUCUUAUAGUUACUGUACAUACACAUGAGGAAGCCUUAUUUUUUUCAAGCUUCCUUUUGUGUGCUACUUCAGUCAAGAAAAACAAAAACAAAUGACCACUUUUUCUUUCAUUAUACACCCAUAAUUAUCUGUGUUUGGACUUGGAAUGACAUACCCAGAGGUGGAUGGACAAACGGACAUGUAAAGGACAAAGUUCUUCUGGUUAAAUCAAACUUUUUGACUGUGAACAAUAUAUGUUAUUUCUGCUGCUUGUUGCCCUAUGAAAAACUGGAACUUUGGGGCAUUGAAAGCAGCACCAAAAGCUCUAGGGCAGAGGUUAGAGAUGCCAAGGAUGUUGCUGCGCCUCGUGCGACCAUCGUAAUCCAUAUGGAGCCCAGAGAGCAGUGGAGCUGCUCCAUCACAGCACCCUUGAUGUAGAAUGUGUGGUUUCCAAUCUAGUUUUUGUAUAUUUUGACAGUAUUUGUUCUAGAGGUGUUGUGUCUAGUCUAAGGCCAAGAUUAAAUGAUUUUGAUAACAAUUUAAAAAAAAACGUUUUGCACAUGUAGUAAAUGUAUUCAGUGAAAGCUCAGAUGACCAACUACAACUUUUCGUUAAGCUUUUGUAAAUUUAGCUCUUUCAAGUUGUCAUUUAGUGAUCAGCAGAGGAGGGGAGUGUUGGUGAAUCUUUCAUUUGUCUCAUAAAAAGAAAAAUGUCUUUGAUAUCAAGCUUGAUUCCAUUCCUAGACACGUGUGGAGUUAUUGUAAGUACAUGCUGAUGUAAAGGGAAAUAAUCCCAAAUGAAGAAAAAAACUAAGAAAUUUAAAUUCAAAUUAAUAAAAAAAAACAUUGAAUUUGAAGCUGCAGUGUCACAAAAAAACAAAACAGUUUAUUUAAGAGAGGAAGCUAUCUUCUGUGGAGGAAUCGUGUAGAAACAUCUCGCCGGAUUAAAACCAUAAUCUGGGAUUUUAACAUCAAGUACACAAAAAUGUUAAACCACUUACGUGGACACACUGCUGCCUCCAGUUUGGUCAAUCAAAUGUGGCAACUCCCAAAAUCCAUGUUUAUUAUUUCAACCCGAUUUUGGUGUGAAAAUUGUUGAGAAAACAUUUUUCUUUUUAGGUGUUCUCCUGCAUUUGUACCUGCUUUUUUUUGGGCUUUGAAAUGAUGAGUAAACUGUAAGCGAUUCUUUGUUCUUUGUGUUUUUUAAAAAAAAGGUAGUUUAAAUAGGACAGAAGAGGACCCUAUUUAUUUUUUCAUAGCUUUAUUUAUUAAUACAAAACAUCACUUUGUUUUUUUUAAAUAAACUUUUAGUAACCAAAGUUCCUGUGCAUUUUAGACCUUUGACCAUUUCUAUCUGAUUUUAUUUAUUUCUUGUCUUAAAUAUUGUAAAUAUCUUUCCUAGAAUACACACAAUAACAUUUUCUCUUAUUUUGAAAAAUAAAAGUGGUAUCCAAAGUG
This is a messenger RNA of Oryzias latipes (Japanese medaka), 4610 nucleotides long. Its product is annotated as cysteine rich transmembrane BMP regulator 1 (chordin-like). NCBI's taxonomy places the organism in Eukaryota, Metazoa, Chordata, Actinopteri, Beloniformes, Adrianichthyidae. The record is from RefSeq and is a predicted model, not a curated record. Gene Ontology annotation, cellular component: extracellular region; plasma membrane. Gene Ontology annotation, molecular function: protein binding; serine-type endopeptidase inhibitor activity.